GGCAAUCGCGCGCCGUACGCAGCACGUUUUUCGUAGUCUCGCUGCCGACCGCCGUCGAUCAUCUAUCCCCGCUCGCAUUCCCUUGCGGCACGAUGGCUGCAGUGUUUGACAUUUAUUCUUCGGACUCGGAUGAGCCGCGGCCCAACAUGUCGGCUUUCUUGAAUCGCAGACGAUAUUAUUCGAAAAGAAAUGCGGCAAACAUGACUGACUUCGAUAAAAAGAACGAAUUAAGUUUAUCCGAACAGAUAAAUGAUUGGAAUAUCUUAAGAACCUCUAUCGAAUCUACAGUACAAAAGUUAAACCCAGGCAAUAUAAGGUACACGUGUACAAAAUUGUUUGAAUUAAACAUUAUACGUGGUAAAGGCCUGCUGUGUCGGGCUAUUAUGGGAGCACAAUCGAAUUCACUUCAAUUUACACAUAUUUAUGCAACUUUGGUUUCCUUUAUCAACUGCGAAUUUCCUAACAUAGUAGAAUUGCUUCUGGUGCGAUGUGUUUGCUUAUUUACCAAUGCCUACAAAAAAUGCGAAGAAGAGAAUAAGCAUGUACCGCCGGUGAUAUUCAUUGCACAUUUAGUGGAUAACAAUGUUGUCAAAGACUGGUUGGUAUUAGACAUACUAAAAGUGUUAAUAAAAACUCCGAAUUUAAAUGCAAUUUCCAUGGUUGACAAAAUUAUGAAAAUAUGUGGUAAAAAAUUGAAUUCGAAUCCACACAAUAAACUGGACUUAAAAAACAUUUUUGAUACUUUGCAAAAUAUUUCGGAAGAUGAACAGAUCGAUAAAUCGGUCCAAUGUUUAGCAAAAGUUAUUUUAUUGACAAAAAUAAAUUACUCCGAAGACGAACCGGAGUUUUAUUUAGUAAAUCCUAAUAAACAAUUCAGUCAUUCAUUGCAUUUAAAUCAUAAUUAUAGUCCACAAUACGAACUAGAUUUUUUCGUGUAUGAUCUAGACUUCAAAUCUAAUGAAAUAAUUUAUAAAACUUAUGCCAAGCAAAUAUUAAAGUUAAAAAGUAAAGUUUACUAUUUUGCAAACAAUGAUAUUGAUGAAAUGGCUGAUGAUGAAGAUGAUUGUGAGGCAGAGACAAACAUGUUAUCAGCAAUUGAUAAUGUAUCAAUAAAAAAAACUAUUAGUCUACUAGUAAAUUUGAAAUUACCUCCAUCUGAGAUUGCUCAUGAAUUAAUGCAAUUUAAAUCGAUACCGAGUGAAGAAUUGGAGCUGUGCAUUGAAUAUGUGGAAUGCUGCUUUGAAAAUAGUGCUGUCUACAAUAAGAUUUUUGGAGAUAUCAUACAAAGUUUUUGUCAAAUAAACCCUUCUAUAGUGGAUUCAAUAGAAUUGAUUUUCAAACGUUGUACGCCCGUCAUUCAUCUUGGCAACCCGAACAAACUACAAAACCUCGCCAAAUUUUUUGCCCAACUUCUAUGUUCAGAUUCAAUUUCUUGGAAAGUAUUUUCAGCUGUAUACCUGACUGAAUAUGAAGUAACUUAUUCUGGCAGAGCAUAUUUAAAGGCGUUGUUCAACGAAUUGAUUUCACUUAUGGGACGAGAUGAUUUAAAAAAACGUAUUCUGGAUCCUUCUCUACAAAGAUCAUUCAGUGGAUUAUUCCCGUUAAAUAAUCGCGAUAAUUAUCGACUUUGCGUUCAUUUUUUCUCGGAUAUUGGUUUGUAUGACGUAGUUGUUGGAUACAAAGAAUCUUUAUCACAAGGCGUUGCCGUUUAACUAUUCUUUACGACUGAAGACUUUUUCCUAUUGAUUGCAGUGAGAGCAAUCCUAUCAAUUAUAC
This is a messenger RNA of Myzus persicae (green peach aphid), 1776 nucleotides long. Its product is annotated as pre-mRNA-splicing factor CWC22 homolog. Gene Ontology annotation, molecular function: protein binding; RNA binding. Gene Ontology annotation, biological process: mRNA splicing, via spliceosome. Gene Ontology annotation, cellular component: catalytic step 2 spliceosome. Bases 93 to 1712 code for a protein of 539 amino acids. The record is from RefSeq and is a predicted model, not a curated record. The transcript has 11 exons. NCBI's taxonomy places the organism in Eukaryota, Metazoa, Arthropoda, Insecta, Hemiptera, Aphididae.